Molecule: messenger RNA, 3866 nt
Organism: Sus scrofa (pig)
Lineage: Eukaryota; Metazoa; Chordata; Mammalia; Artiodactyla; Suidae
Gene: GTF2IRD1
Product: GTF2I repeat domain containing 1
Biological process (GO): transcription by RNA polymerase II
Cellular component (GO): nucleus
Molecular function (GO): DNA-binding transcription factor activity
Source: RefSeq, a predicted model, not a curated record
GGCAGCGGCAGGCGGCUGAGUCCUGGCCGCGGGCCGGGGCCGGGGCGCCGCUGGCAGGAGCGCUUGGGGAUCCUCCAAGUGGCCAAGAAGGAGAAUUGGGCUCCUGGUCCUGCUGGUCCCUGUGUCGUGGGGAGACCAACCAUCCUGCUUUGCCUGGAAUUAAGAGGUCUCUGUGCUGAACCCGGGAAGGUCUCAGGCAAACUGGGAUGUUCUGACAAGCUUCACGGUGGCGCUGAUGCUGUGGGACCUGGGACCCCACUUGGGGGAGCCCCUGUCCAGGACAUCUGUCUGACCCUUGCCCCCUGCACUGUCAGCUCUUGGACGCUUCCUGGACGUGUCAAGAUCCAGAUAUGCCCAGAGCAUAUCUGUGGCUCUCUCCAGCUUUUUUUUUGGGGAGCCACACAAGCCGCGACCAUGGCCUUGCUGGGAAAGCGCUGCGACGUCCCCGCCAACGGCUGCGGGCCUGACCGCUGGAACUCCGCCUUUGCCCGCAAGGACGAGAUCAUCACCAGCCUCGUGUCUGCCUUAGAUUCCAUGUGCUCGGCACUCUCCAAGCUCAACGCGGAGGUGGCGUGUGUCGCCGUGCACGAUGAGAGCGCCUUCGUGGUCGGCACAGAGAAGGGGAGAAUGUUCCUGAACGCACGCAAGGAGCUGCAGUCAGACUUCCUCAGGUUCUGCCGAGGGGCCCCAUGGAAGGAGCCGGAGGCAGAGCACCCGAAGAAGGUGCCGCGGGCUGAGGGUGGUGGCCGGAACAUCCCACGGUCUGCCCUGGAGCACGGCUCGGACGUGUACCUUCUGCGGAAGAUGGUAGAGGAGGUGUUUGAUGUUCUUUAUAGCGAGGCCCUGGGACGGGCCAGCGUGGUGCCGCUGCCCUACGAGAGGCUGCUCAGGGAGCCGGGGCUGCUGGCCGUGCAGGGGCUGCCCGAGGGCCUGGCCUUCCGGAGGCCGGCCGAGUAUGACCCCAAGGCCCUCAUGGCCAUCCUGGAGCACAGCCACCGCAUCCGCUUCAAGCUCAAGAGGCCGCUCGAGGACGGCGGGCGGGACUCGAAGGCCCUCGUGGAGCUGAACGGCGUCUCCCUGAUAGCCAAGGGGUCUCGGGACUGUGGCCUGCACGGCCAGGCCCCCAAGGGGCCACCCCAGGACCUGCCCCCCACCGCCCCCUCCUCGUCCAUGGCUGGCUUCCUGUACAGCACCGCGCUCCCCAACCACACCGUGAGGGAGCUCAAGCAGGAGACGCCCGCCUGCCCGCUUGCCCCCAGCGACCUGGGCCUCGGCCGGCCCGGGCCUGAGCCCAAGGCCCCUGGUGCCCAAGACUUCCCGGACUGCUGUGGACAGAAGCCCCCCGGGCCUGGCGGUCCUCUCAUCCAGAACGUCCACGCCUCUAAGCGCAUCCUCUUCUCCAUCGUCCACGAUAAGUCAGAGAAGUGGGACGCCUUCAUAAAAGAAACCGAGGACAUCAACACGCUCCGGGAGUGCGUGCAGAUCCUGUUUAACAGCAGAUAUGCGGAAGCCCUGGGCCUGGACCACAUGGUCCCCGUCCCCUACAGGAAGAUCGCCUGCGACCCGGAGGCCGUGGAGAUCGUGGGCAUCCCGGACAAGAUCCCCUUCAAGCGCCCCUGCACCUACGGGGUCCCCAAGCUGAAGCGGAUCCUGGAGGAGCGGCACAGCAUCCACUUCGUCAUUAAGAGGAUGUUUGAUGAGCGAAUUUUCACAGGGAACAAGUUUACCAAAGACCCCACGAAGCUGGAGCCAGCCAGCCCGCCAGAGGACACCUCUGCAGAGGCCUCCCGUCCUGCCGUCCCAGACCCGGCGGGGACCGCUCGGUCAGACAAAAGCGGUCUCUCGGAGGACUGCGGGCCAGGAACCUCCGGGGAGCUGAGUGGGCUGAGACCCAUCAAAAUUGAGCCAGAGGACCUGGAUAUCAUUCAGGUCACUGUGCCAGACCCUUCCCCAACCUCCGAGGAAAUGACAGACUCCAUGCCUGGACAUCUGCCCUCAGAAGAUUCUGGAUACGGGAUGGAGAUGCUGACUGAUAAAGGCCCCAGCGAGGACCCGCGGCCUGAGGAGAGGCCUGUGGAGGACAGUCACGGUGACGUCAUCCGGCCUCUGCGGAAGCAGGUGGAGCUGCUUUUCAACACACGCUACGCCAAGGCCAUUGGCAUCUCGGAGCCUGUCAAGGUGCCCUACUCCAAGUUCCUGAUGUACCCAGAGGAGCUGUUUGUGGUGGGGCUGCCUGAAGGCAUCUCCCUCCGCAGGCCCAACUGCUUCGGGAUCGCCAAGCUCCGCAAGAUCCUGGAGGCCAGCAACAGCAUCCAGUUUGUCAUCAAGAGGCCUGAGCUGCUCACAGAAGGAGUCAAAGAGCCCCUCACAGACACCCAAGAGAGGGAUUCCGGGGACCCUCUUGUGGACGAGAGCCUGAAGAGGCAGGGCUUUCAAGAAAAUUACGACGCCAGACUCUCCCGGAUCGACAUCGCCAACACGCUGCGGGAGCAAGUCCAGGAUCUGUUCAAUAAGAAAUACGGGGAAGCCUUGGGCAUCAAGUACCCGGUCCAGGUCCCCUACAAGCGGAUCAAGAGUAACCCGGGCUCGGUGAUCAUUGAGGGGCUGCCCCCCGGAAUCCCGUUCCGGAAGCCCUGCACCUUUGGCUCCCAGAACCUGGAGAGGAUCCUCGCAGUGGCUGACAAGAUCAAGUUCACCGUCACCAGGCCUUUUCAAGGACUCAUCCCAAAGCCUGAUGAAGAUGAUGCCAACAGACUCGGGGAGAAGGUGAUCCUCCGGGAGCAGGUGAAGGAGCUUUUCAACGAGAAAUACGGUGAGGCCCUGGGCCUGAACCGGCCUGUGCUGGUCCCUUACAAACUGAUCCGAGACAGCCCCGACGCCGUCGAGGUCACGGGCCUGCCUGAUGACAUCCCUUUCCGGAACCCCAACACGUAUGACAUACACCGGCUGGAGAAGAUCCUGAGGGCCCGCGAGCAUGUCCGCAUGGUCAUCAUCAACCAGCUCCAACCUUUUGCAGAAAUCUGCAAUGACGCCAAGGUGACAGCCAAAGACAGCAGCGUUCCCAAGCGCAAGAGAAAGCGGGUCUCUGAAGGGAACUCCGUCUCCUCUUCCUCCUCGUCUUCCUCUUCCUCCUCCUCGAACCCGGAGUCGGUGGCGUCCACCAAUCAGAUCUCACUCGUGGUAAAGCUGUCCCGCCCUGGACCUGACCGCUCUCUCUGGCCCUCACCCGGCACUGGGGCAGGGUUGUCCAUGCGGGGGCGUGGGUCUGGGGUUCGGGGAGACGCUGGCCCUGCGUGGGGUGGGCAGACACGUCUGCCUGCCCCACCCAUGAGCUAGUCCCUCCCCUCCCAUCAGAUGCUCGCAGUGCCCCCCGGGCAAGGGCUGGGGGAGGAAAAGACCUGACCUCCCUGCUCCGAAGAUGCCGAGCAGACCACCAGGUUCCCGGGGCAGACAGAUGCUAAGCUAAUCUCUGCUCACAUCACAUGCCUGGGCCACAGCCCUGUGCGGUGUGGGUGUUACCCACAGUAUGUAGACAAGGAAAAUGAGGGUCCGAGGCCAACUGACUCUGCAGUCUCACAGCUGGUGCGUGGAGACCCCACCUCCGAAGCCCCACUGGUUCUGCCACGUGGCUGGUUUUUUCCGUCCCGCUCAAGAGCAAAACCUCAUUAGCAGCACAUGCCUAAUGGUUUUUUUCUGAUUUCAAAAUAGUAGCUUUCAAAUCCAAGUCCAGGAGUUCCCUGGUGGUGUAGCAGGUUGAGGAUCCAACACUGUCACUGCUGUGGCUUCAGUCACUGUUGUGGUGCGGGUUCAAGCCCCAGCCCAGCAACUUCCGCUAGCCACAGGUGCAGCCAAAAAGAAAAAAAAAA